AUGCCGGGCUACCGAGGAGGCGGUGGCGGGGCGGCCUACGGGCCCGUGGAGUUCGGGCCCGUGAGGUACGCGGUGCCGCCCGGUCAGAUGGAGGGGCUGGGAAUGCCGCCGGUGGUCUUCCCCUACGCCGUGGCGCCCGGCCAGGGCCCGGUGUACGCGUCCGUGGGGCCGAUGCCCACGCACGGCGUGCCGGACGGCGUGCCCGUGCGCGGCUUCAGCCCCUUCGGCCACGUCCCGGCCACGGGCGGCAUGGUGCGCGGGAUGGCCACGCCGGACCUCAUAAUGGAUGGUAUGGAGCGAUUGUCGCUGAACCCGAUGGCCAAGGAGUUUGUGCCGCCGGGAAUGCGGGGAGUGGCGGCAAUGUAUCCGGGGGGAAUGCAGGUGGGGAUUGGGGGUGGGAAGUUCAGUGGGCAGGCGAAGGGCAAGGGCGAGGCCGGGGCCGCGGGCGCUGGAGGCGGGGCGCAGAAUGGGAGGCUGCGGUCGAGGAAAAGGCGGUCGCGGCGGAGCCGAAACCAGCAGCAGGCGCUGCAGGAGAACAUCCGGCGGACGAUCUACAUCAGCGACAUCGACCAGCAGGUGACGGAGGAGCAGCUGGCUGUGCUGUUCAGCAAAUGCGGCACGGUGGUUGACUGCCGCGUGUGCGGGGACCCCAACUCCGCGAUGCGCUUCGCGUUCGUGGAGUUCUUGAGUGAGGAGGGGGCGCAGAAGGCGCUGAAGAAGAACGGCACGGAGAUCGGCGCGUCGCGGCUGCGGGUGCUGCCGUCCAAGACGGCGAUCGUGCCCGUCAAUAAGGACCUGAUGCCCAAGAAUAAAGAGGAGAUGGAGCAGUGCAGCAGGACCGUGUACGCGACCAACAUCGACAAGAAGGUCGACAGGAACGACGUGAAGAGGUUCUUCGAGGCGCUGUGCGGGCCGGUCCAGAAGCUCAGGCUGCUGGGCGACCACGCGCACUCCACGCGGAUCGCCUUCGUGGAGUUCAGCCAGGCGGAGAGCGCCCUGGCGGCCCUCUCUUGCAGCGGCGCCCUCCUGGGGACCAUGCCCAUCCGCGUGUCGCCGUCCAAGACGCCUGUCCGAUUCUGCGGCUCACACGACAAGGAGUGA
This is a messenger RNA of Ostreobium quekettii, 1101 nucleotides long. Lineage: Eukaryota; Viridiplantae; Chlorophyta; Ulvophyceae; Bryopsidales; Ostreobiaceae. The record is from the annotation of a GenBank genome assembly.